AUGGUGUUGUCCCUGAUCUUCCUAACCAACGCGCCUGUUUCUGCAUUUGGUCCCUUCAUUGCCCGGGGGUUCGUGAAGAACCCAAAUCUUAGCUGGAGAUGGUGCUUCUACAUUAAUAUCAUAACCGUUGGUCUUGCUAUCGUUCUGCUAUACUUGUUUUACCACCCGCCCACUUUUGAGCUUCUUCAUGCCCGAAAGACAAAGCGUCAACUGCUCAAAGAACUUGACUACAUUGGGAUCUUCCUCUGGACUACUGGCCUGACUCUCCUGUUGUUGGGUGUUUCUUGGGGAGGGGUGAUGUUCCCAUGGGGCUCGCCAGCGACCAUCUCGAGUUUAACCAUGGGUACCGCGCUUCUCGUGGCACUCUUCUGCUGGGAAGCGUUCGCCAACCUCAAGUAUCCUGCUAUUCCUGUCAAGUUCUUUUCCAACCGGGGCUUCAUGUCACUCGUCUGCUGCGCGACGGUUGCCACCAUGUUCUACUACUCUGCCGUCCUCCUCUGGCCGCAACAGGUUCAGGCGCUUUACACAACAGACAUCACCUACGGCGGUUGGCUUUCGUCAACGGUGGCGAGUUCGACAGCACUUGGCCAAGUUUGUGCGGGAGGGAUUAUCAAGUGGGGAGGCAACGUCCGGUAUUGGAUUAUCUUCGCGACGUUUGCCAUGGUUGGCUUUGUCGGUGCCCUCGCGUCCCUGACACCCGAGACGCUGAACCUCGGCAUUGCCCUCACGAUCUUGGGGCCUUUUUUCGUCGGCUUCAUCGAACUCACAUCCCUUGCUCUGGCCCCCCUGUUCUGCAAGCCCUCAGACAUUGGCCUCGCGUCGGGUCUCUUGGCCUCGAUCCGCUCUGCUGGCGGUUCGAUCGCCGUUGCCGUCUACACCACCAUCCUGUCCAACCGUCUCGCUACCGAGAUUCCCGCAGCCAUUAAUGGGCCAGCUAGUGCUGCUGGCCUGUCCCAGAGUCAGCUUCCAGCUCUUGCCAAGGCGGCGCAGGCAGGGAAACUGGCAGCCUUUCCCGGCUUGACCAGCGCCGUGAAAGCUGCUGUGGUGAGAGUAUUACCCAGCGCCUACACAAAGGCCUUUGAGACUGUAUAUCUAGCAAGUCUGGGAUUCGGAGCUAUUGCCAUAGUCGGAUGUCUGUUCGCAAAAGACGCACAGAAGCACAUGACAAACAAGGUCGAGAGAAGGAUGGGCGAUGGGAAAAGUUCCUGA
This is a messenger RNA of Colletotrichum higginsianum IMI 349063, 1209 nucleotides long. Its product is annotated as Fungal trichothecene efflux pump. Gene Ontology annotation, biological process: transmembrane transport. The record is from RefSeq and is a predicted model, not a curated record. Lineage: Eukaryota; Fungi; Ascomycota; Sordariomycetes; Glomerellales; Glomerellaceae. The transcript is spliced from 5 exons. Bases 1 to 1209 code for a protein of 402 amino acids. Gene Ontology annotation, molecular function: transmembrane transporter activity.